AAUAGGAAGACCGCUUCCCUAAGGAGAGACACGCCCACGCGGAAGGGGAAAGCGAAAGGCGAGGCUGUGCGUUGCUGCUGUUGCUCAGCCGGACAGAAGCAACUCGGCUGCUGGUGAGGAGAGAGGAUGGCCCUGCGCGAGAGGAAGGCGGCAGUGUUCAGAAGCAAAGUACUGGAGAGACUCUUUCCCAUUCCUCCUGGUGUGGUUUCUUCAAGUGUGGAGGCAAGUACUGUUGCAAAAGCUCCAGAUUCACAUCAAGAAGGCUCUGAGAAUACAGCAGCUCUGUCAGUGUACUCCAGUUUACCAGAUAAAAAGAGAGAGGAUUUGACUCCAAGGAAAAUUUACACAGUAACUCCUCCUCCUGAAGAUUAUGUACCACCUCCUAAUGCUGAAACCAGUAGUGAAAAUUCGGAGAGUGAUGACGAUCAUGAAGUGGAUUUUCCAGAGGAGAAUGAUCAAGGUCAACCCCAGAGGAAACGUCUCCGAAAGAAGAAACGGAAGAAUGUUUUGCAAAAUCCUGAUAACUUACAUGGAGGCUUGGCAGAAUGUGGGAAGCCUGAAAAUCUGAUUGAAGAUAAGCUGCAACACACGGAAGGCCUGAAUCUAAGUAGAAACAAAAAGAGGAAAAUGAAAAAGAAGUGGCAGAAAGAAAAGAUGAGAGCAGCUGGUUUGUUAACAAAGCCAACUGGUAUAGAUUUCAUGUACAAGCCCAAGAUGGAAAAGGGAACAGACUUUGAAGAUACAGAUAAAAAAACAGACAGCAUUCUAGAUUUUUUGCAAGCAACGCAAGAAAUCUAUUUCUCUGACAGUAGGUCUCAAUUUGACCAAGCAAGAGUGAAUACAUGUAAGCCCCCAAGAGUCAGAAGUGUUGCCCAACCAUUAACUGAGCGAUCAAAAUGUGAAGAGUCAGCUGUGAGUCCGCAGAGCAUUCAUGAAAUUUUACACGGUCUCGAAUCUCACCAUAUGCCUUUGUCAGACGUUGGCCUUUUGCAUCAGAUGAAAGCCCUUGUUCUGUUGCGAGAUGUUGAGAGGCUUAAAAGUGCUGUGGAAGAGUUCCUCUCACAGUCAGUGAUGCCUCCUGAUCAUGCCAAGUCAAUCUCUUCUCUGUUUCUGUACUGGAUUACAGAUAUACUUCCCGGAAAGCACAUGAAGGAAGCAGAAUGUGCGCAUCCAUCUGUACAGAGUUAGAACUUCAUAUGUACCAUUCUGAAUUGAAUCCAAGAAUAUUUAGAAAUGGCAGUGCCACUGAACAGAUUGCAGCUGCACCAGGCAUAGCUGUGGGUUUCUUUUUACUGACUGUAUCAAGAACUUUUAUUUUAUAUAUGCUAAGUUAAGAGGGGAGCAUGGGAGCAUCUGUUUACCUGCCAGUACAGGCCCUUGUUUGACUUAUUACUGCAGUUGGGAUUCAUGAAAGGAAGAGUCAUUUGUGAGAAGCAUCAUAUCUUACCAAUCUACUUGGUGGCCAUAGCUGAAUGGAAAUGUAUACUUCCCGGGUGAUCUGUUUACAUUUUUGCCAGAAUCUGUAUUUUUUAUACAUUGAGUGGGGACCGAUUUUGUAUAAAACUCUAAGCAAGUUCAUCCUUUUUAAAUACAUAUCCUACUCUGUGAAUUGCAGGAGCGCCCAAAUCUUGACCUUUACAUAUUAUAAAGAUUAUAGCUAUUCUAAACAACCUGUCUAUUUAAUCAUCUGAUUUAGCAUUUUUCUCAUUAUUAUGGUCUCCAUCAAACUGCAGUUCACUUACCAUUAACCUAAAGAGGAGGAAAACACUUAAAUGCAGGGCUUCUGUGCCAUGAAUAAUUAUUGUACUGAAAGGUUUUGCUUGUUUUGUUUGUUUUAAUCAGGCUUGCAUUUGCUAACCCUACCAUGAAAGGCUGAAUCACUCGAAAUCCCUGCCUCGCAGAUCCUGCAUAUGGUUACCCUAGGGGGCAGCAUGUCCUAGAAGAACUUAAGUUUAAUAUCCAGAGGAAACUCCGUACAAUACAAUUUUUAUUUAUUUGUCAAGAUCCAGAGGUCCUACUUGCAGACAGGCAAUUCAAUCCUAUUUCCUCCAGCUUUUGUUGUUCCCAAACCUUUGACGAUCACAGAACAUGUCCUGUCUUUGAAUAAAAAAUUUGUUAUUUUCUGGUUAA
Messenger RNA from Anolis carolinensis (green anole), 2130 nucleotides. It is a transcript of the gene erich1, whose product is annotated as glutamate rich 1. The record is from RefSeq and is a predicted model, not a curated record. The coding region runs from base 127 to 1188 and encodes 353 amino acids. The transcript has 7 exons. NCBI's taxonomy places the organism in Eukaryota, Metazoa, Chordata, Lepidosauria, Squamata, Anolidae. Gene Ontology annotation, molecular function: catalytic activity.